Erigeron canadensis is the source of this 936-nucleotide messenger RNA. Its product is annotated as putative F-box protein At1g53370. The record is from RefSeq and is a predicted model, not a curated record. NCBI's taxonomy places the organism in Eukaryota, Viridiplantae, Streptophyta, Magnoliopsida, Asterales, Asteraceae. Bases 1 to 936 code for a protein of 311 amino acids. Gene Ontology annotation, molecular function: protein binding. The transcript has a single exon.
AUGAAGAAGAGGAUGUCCAAAAAGAGGAAAAUCGUAGAAGAGGAAGGAGAAACAGGAUGUUUUCCAGACAAUGAUGAUAUCCAAGAAGAUGUAAAAUCAGACAUCUUGUCAAGACUCCCUCCCAAAACCCUAACCCAAUUCAAAACCACAUGUAAACAAUGGCUCUCUCUAAUUUCCACUCCACAAUUCGCACAGUUACAUCUCAAUAACUAUGCCACAACCUGCAGCUUUUUCGUUUAUGCUCGCAACACCCGGACCUCCCAACAAUAUUUACUAACGACAACCCGUCCUGAUGGCGGACCUCUAAACCAUAUCCUCGCCAUCAAUGGGGUUAGUUCUUCGCGGAUGAACAACACACAAACUGUUCACCUUAAUGGUUUAGUGUUACAUACCAGCAAGAAUUUUUCUUACAUUGUUAAUCCCACAACUCGAAAACACUUUCAGCUCCCUUUUCCGCCUGGCCCAAAUAACGUUAACAUUGAGACAAUUCAUACAUAUAACUUCUUUGGGUUCGACCAAUCCCAAAACCAACAUAAGAUUUUGCACAUGAGGGUGCUUAGGAGUCUUAUUCCUUCUGUUGGUAAGGUUAUAACAACAGAGUUUGAGGUAUUUUCUAUGUCGGAUAAUUCUUGGAGAAAGCUCGCCCUUCCACCCGUUGAUGUUAUUGAUCUUAUUGCUGUUUAUCCUUUUUUGAAACAGAGUGUUUGUGUCAAUAGUGUCAUACAUGUGAUGUUUCCGUAUCGUGUUGAUAAAGUCUUGGCAUUUGACUUGUUUACUGAACGUUUUUCUGUAAUUAACUUACCUGUACCUCUUCCACCUCAACCAUACACAACAUACUACUCAUCACGAAGAGACGGAAAGCAGUUCAAGUUCAACCACCGGUUCUUCACUCAAAUUGAUGGCGGGUUAUUAGGAGUUGUUUGUGAUGAUCGGUAG